Jaculus jaculus (lesser Egyptian jerboa) is the source of this 4932-nucleotide messenger RNA. It is a transcript of the gene Foxk2, whose product is annotated as forkhead box K2. Gene Ontology annotation, molecular function: RNA polymerase II cis-regulatory region sequence-specific DNA binding; DNA-binding transcription factor activity, RNA polymerase II-specific; protein binding. Bases 1 to 1956 code for a protein of 651 amino acids. NCBI's taxonomy places the organism in Eukaryota, Metazoa, Chordata, Mammalia, Rodentia, Dipodidae. Gene Ontology annotation, biological process: regulation of transcription by RNA polymerase II. The transcript has 9 exons. The record is from RefSeq and is a predicted model, not a curated record.
AUGGCGGCCGCGGCGGCGCUCUCGGGCGCGGGCGCCCCUCCCGCGGGCGGCGGGUCUGGGGGCGGUGGGUCCCCGCCGGGCGGCUGGGCCGUGGCGCGGCUCGAGGGCCGCGAGUUCGAGUACCUCAUGAAGAAGCGUUCGGUGACCAUCGGGCGCAACUCCUCGCAAGGCUCAGUGGACGUGAGCAUGGGCCACUCGAGCUUCAUCUCACGGCGCCACCUGGAGAUCUUCACGCCCCCGGGCGGCGGCCACGGAGCGGCCGCACCGGAGCCCGCUCAGCCCCGUCCGGACGCGGGUGGUGACUUCUACUUGCGCUGCCUCGGCAAGAACGGCGUGUUCGUGGACGGCGUGUUUCAGCGGCGUGGGGCCCCGCCGCUGCAGCUGCCGCGUGUAUGCACGUUCAGGUUCCCGAGCACAAACAUCAAGAUAACGUUCACGGCCCUGUCCAGUGAGAAGAGGGAGAAACAGGAAGCACCCGAGUCACCAGUGAAACCUGUGCAGCCACACAUCUCGCCUCUGACCAUCAACAUUCCAGAUACCAUGGCCCACCUCAUUAGCCCCCUUCCCUCCCCCACAGGAACCAUCAGUGCUGCAAACUCCUGCCCAUCCAGCCCCCGGGGAGCAGGGUCUUCAGGGUACAAAAUUGGCCGUGUGGUACCAUCUGACCUCAAUUUAAUGGCUGAUAAUUCACAGCCAGAAAAUGAAAAGGAAGCUUCAGGUGGAGACAGCCCAAAGGAUGAUUCAAAGCCACCAUAUUCCUAUGCACAGUUGAUAGUACAAGCAAUUACAAUGGCUCCUGAUAAACAGCUCACCCUGAAUGGAAUUUAUACACAUAUCACUAAAAAUUACCCAUACUACAGGACUGCGGACAAGGGCUGGCAGAAUUCAAUUCGCCACAAUCUCUCUCUGAACCGUUAUUUCAUCAAAGUGCCGCGUUCCCAGGAAGAACCAGGCAAAGGCUCCUUCUGGAGGAUAGACCCUGCCUCCGAGAGCAAGCUGGUAGAGCAGGCUUUUAGGAAGAGACGGCCUAGGGGUGUGCCUUGCUUUAGAACCCCCUUGGGACCGCUCUCCUCUAGGAGUGCCCCGGCCUCUCCCAACCAUGCAGGAGUGCUGUCUGCUCACUCCAGUGGCGCCCAGACCCCUGAGAGCCUGUCAAGGGAAGGUUCCCCGGCACCCCUGGAACCUGAGCCUGGCGCCUCACAGCCCAAACUUGCUGUCAUCCAGGAGGCACGAUUUGCCCAGAGUGCACCAGGGUCACCUCUCUCUAGUCAACCCGUCUUAAUCACCGUCCAGCGGCAGCUACCCCCAGCACUUAAGCCUGUCACCUAUACUGUUGCCACUCCAGUGACCACCUCCACCUCCCAGCCACCGGUCGUGCAAACGGUCCAUGUCGUCCACCAGAUACCAGCAGUGUCAGUCACUAGUGUGGCUGGACUGGCCCCAGCAAACACAUACACAGUUGCUGGACAGGCUGUGGUUGCUCAAGCCACAGUUCUGGCCCCUCCUAAGGCAGAACCACAAGAAAAUGGUGACCAUAGAGAAGUCAAAGUGAAAGUAGAGCCUGUUCCGGCAAUUAGCCAAGCAACCCUAGGUGCCGCUAGCAGAAUCAUCCAAACAUCACAGGGCACCCCUGUCCAGACGGUCACCAUAGUACAGCAGGCACCUCUAGGUCAACACCAGCUUCCAAUAAAACCUGUAACGCAAAAUGGGACUCACAUGGUACCAAUUUCCACAGCUGUGCACGGCCCAGUGAACAAUGCAGCAGCAAGUCCUCUGCACAUGUUGGCAACUCAUGCAUCGGCGUCUGCAUCUCUGCCGACAAAGCGCCAGAACGGUGAUCAGGCAGAGCAGCCAGAGCUCAAGAGAAUCAAAGCAGAAGACAGCGAGAGCAUUGUGAUUGCCCUGAGUGUGGACGCACCACCAACAGCUGUGAGGGAAAAGGGGCUCCAGAACUAGCUGCUGGGAGAGCUUUUCUUACUUUAGACAUCAACCUUGUGGUGCCAAAAGGAGGCUGCCUCUCAUUGAAGCAGGGGUGCAUCCUCUUGGUGGGUAAAGGGCCCUGUGGUUGGACUUCACCUCUCAGCACUGAAUACAUGAACCCAGGUGGCCUUAAAACUCCUUAAAGUCAGAAGUCACACUUGAACAGACCCACAAUAGCAACCCUGGUUCCAGAGGUGGUGUCUCCCACAGAGUGCUUGCUGUGCUGCUGUCUGUGGGCUCAGCUCAGCUUUUACAACAAACAAGAACUCCAGGUCCUGAAGGACCAAGCCUUCUGUGAGGACAUGCAGUCACUGCCUGCUGCAGGCAGAUCUCACCAGCUGGGCUCUCCUCCAGGGGCAGGGCUGGAGCCACCCACUACCCUCACAGGACCCUAGGCUACAGCUGAGAGACAAGACAGUAUUUUGUUGUUCUCAUGUGGAAUUAGAAUACUUUGAGGUGUACUUUCUUUAAAAAGUAAUGGGGUCUUUGACAUUUCACAUCACUCCAUUUCUACUAUGGAAAUUUUGCAGUCACAGGACCUUUCCUGUGGACUUAACUUGGGGAAAAGAACAUCAUUCUUUUUGUUUCUGUGGUUUGUUUUCUUCCCAAGGAAUGGUUUGCUCAGGUCUGUCCUGCAGCAUUCAGGUGGCGCGCUCCUUUAGGAUACCUGCCCAUUUCUGUGUUUAAACAGUUGCCUAAUGAAUUAAGCCCACCCCACGUCGGUGUGUAGGGUGGCUGGGGCCACAACUGCACUGAUCCGUGAGGCCCAGAAGCAGAGGGGUUGAAGGGAUAGCCAGGAGCCUCCAAGCUGCACGUACCUGCUCUUACUUGCCCGUUUUUGUUGUCUGUCUUUUUAUGUUGACUUUGUCCCUGGCAUAAUUUCCCACUCCAGUAAAGCGAGUCUCCGAAGUAUUGUGUAUGCUUAAAGCGACAGAACCCUACCUUUCCUCCUCAAGAAAACAUACAGACUUUUGUCACAUACUCUUUCAGACCAAGAUCACAGAUCUCUCUGCAGUACCUGUGAUAUCUUAGUGAUUGGCACUGGCUUCCAGCAUUGUCCGACCUGCUGUCUGCAUGGCGAACUCGUGGUGGGAGUUGUAGAUGAGAAGCUGCCAGCUAGCUGGGUGGUCUUGGAAGCAAGGCCCCGUGGCUAAGCAUCAUGAGCUCCCAGGCUUCCCUGGCCUUUUAGAACGAAGUCCCAUACUAAGGCUGACUUCUCUCUACAACCAAUGGAAUUGAGGGGGAAGGAGACAAGGGCGAGGAGAGGUAGGGGGCUGGCAGCCCCGUCCCACACUCCUCAGGAGCACCACUUGCCUUUUGAGAGUGUUCCAGGGUCAGGGCGGAACAGCAAGCAGAGAGGGCUUUAGCCUUAUUGUGAGUUUUUUAGUGUCAUCAUCAUAACAUUAUUUAUUUAAAUGUAGUUAUUUUGGUAUUUAAUUUUUUUAAGAGAGGGGGGACAAAACCCCUGUAUUUUCCUGGUAGAAUGAAAUGGCUCAGAAUGGUAUAUUUAGGCAAUUUAAAAACAUUUACAUAAAGACCAAAUAUGGUAAGUCUGUUCUAAGUAUUGCGUGUCAUCCCUAGUUUGGAGCUGUCACAAUGUUACUGCAGAUGAUGUGUGUUAAAAUUAUGGAGUUACUGCACAGUAGCUGGACUUAUAAACUCAGCCACUUAAAAAAAUAAAGGUGAGACAUCAUGUGAGUGAGACCGUGUGUGCCCGCAGCAGAGUCUGCUUUCAGACUGCAGCCUGGGGACCAGAACCCUCCAAGCAGCAGUCUGCCUCCUUCUCACUUUACAGGCACCUUGGAAUGCAUAUUUAUUUUUGCGUAUUUGCAGUUUGCAAAGUACUUUGGGAGUACUGUGUCCUGCAUGUGGUCCAAACUGCAAGCCUCAGCUAACAUGGUGUGUUCUGGCAGGAGACCACCAGGUGAGGAGCUGAAUUUGUGCAGUACCAACUGUGUACACUGUACCUGGAGGUAUCUGCAGUUUUUCCCCUACAUGUGUGAAACCCACCAACUGGUUACCUCCGAGCUCCAAACAGAUAUGGAUCUGGAGGAGUUUCUCUUGGGGUAAGAGAUAAUGCCCAACUCAAAAUUUAAAGAUGAAAGGAGGACCUGUUUGAGGUUUUUGUUUUCAGGUGGCAUUUUCAGUUUGAAGCAAGUGAACUGUGCCUGGGCACCUGUGAGGCAUGCCUUUCUCGUCCUUGUUACUAUAUGCCAUUGCUGCUGCUUCGGGACAUAGGAAUGUAAGACUGUCAAGGAGAGAGCAGAAACCAAACCAUGGAUUAGCCAAGUCCUUUAUCCAGGUUUUCUUCCCAGUCUUUAAGGCACUGGUUGAAUUUUAUCUUUAGCUGAGUUCCCAGGAGCCCUUCACAUACCAUAGUGCUGGGCCUCCUGCAUUGCAGUCCUCAGCAGGUGCCUGCUGCUCACUGAUCAUCCCAGGGCCAUUUGACCCUUACACCACAGAUAACGUGCAGCAAGCUCCCAACUCCAUGAUGGUUCCUCAGUGUCUUACGCUCAAGAAGUCUUUAAUUUUUUCCAAACUUCUGAGCUCCCUCAGGGACUAGACAUUUUCAGCAGCUUUACCCUGAACUACACAAGAAAAAGGGAAACUCACCUAUGUCCCAAGCACACAGUGCAUUCCAGUGUGUGAUGUGACUAGAUAGAUCCCUUGUACUACAGGAUGUGCUCAGACAGCUGGUCUCAAAUACCCCACCACUACCUUGUCCUCUGAUGGGAUCACAGAGUAGCUACAGUAUUCUCAGAAGAGGUGGGAUGAGCUUUAAGACUUGGGAUUUUCUAUGCUAUGUGACACAAGGAGAAAAGUGACAAUCGUGAAGUCCAAGCGUCUGCUGUUCUAUAGAGAAAGCAGAGUAGUAAUCGUUGUGCAAAGAUUUGGAAUUUUUAAAAAGUACCAAGUUCCUGAAAUUCAAUAAAAUAUUUUUAUUAAUUUUAA